AUGUUGGGCAGCGUUCUCAUCCCCCCUAAGCCCGCGGGCCUAAGGAGGAAUACUACUUAUACGCCCACUGCGGCGCCGCCCCUUCCCCCGCGCCCAAACUCCUUCACGACCACGCCUGCCGCCAAAACUGCUGUUCUGCAGAAGACCCAAGGUGUCCAGGUCAAGACCGUCACCCUGUCCGGUGCUACCAUGGACUCGCGAUACACCCGCCCCUCGUCACCGCGGGCACGGUACGCCAACCCCGCCAGAUCGUCGACAGGCACCUUUGCAGACCCCUACUAUGAUGCUUCCUACUAUGGCCGCCCCAGUUCGCCGCGCUCCAGUCUUAACCACCUCGGCACAACCGCCCAUCACUCGCCGUCGUCGUCUUACUACAUGCCCACCACAGCCGCCUCCUCGCGCGCAGCAAGCAGCCUCAAGUAUGACUCGUCAUACACCACAGCAGCACGCCCCCGCCGCAACACCGGUGACAUUACGAGGCCCAACGUGAGCACCAGCGCCCUCCCCCAGACGUCGCUGCCACACCGAUCCGCCGCCCCGUACUCGCCGCACACUCAUACCCACACCCACACCCACGCCGAGCGCCCACGCAGCCCGCUAGCACCGACCUAUGGCAAGUUGGACAACACAUACAUCACCCCAAACAUUUCUCGGACCCAUAAAAAGGUCUACAGCGUGGACGAUGCAAGCCACUUGACCAAACUUGUGGCUGAGGUUGACCCUGCGCGCCAUCGGGAACAUGCAGACCGCGGUUACACUGUCACGAGCGGCGGCCGCAGCUACCACGACACAAAGCCGAAGCCGCGCAUCUCCGAUGUCAGUAACGAGGGCUAUUCUUACACCGAUCCUGCGAGCAUGUACCGUGACACUGAGCCAGCCUGGCGGAGACCACGUGCUGGUAGUCUGGAACGAAGCGCGCGUCCUUCUAGUAUGAUUGCGGACCGCCAGGCCAGGACCUCUACCCGCGAAUCCGGUCCUCCUCCGUCGACUCGUGGGUUUGACAAGAUCAACGGUGUUCCCCGGUCACAUGGCAGGUCGAGCUCCAUCGAGCGAGCACGCGACGUUCCCAAGUACGACCUUUACUCUUCAGACCCCGGCAUCGGACGGUCCUCUUCCACUCGCGGUCACACACAGGCUGCGACGGUUCACCAGGAGCCUCGUCGAGACACAUACCGGGACGAGUACACACGCCGAGACCGAGACGUUGAAAACAAGAGGCACAGCACUGCUUUCGAAGACCGCGAUGUCACUUCACGAGGGUUUGGCAUAGCGCCCGGUCUCGGAGCCUCCACCCUCGCCCAUGAUCACCACGCCCUGGACCGACAGCCACUCUACCCCGCCGCAGAGCCUGCUCGAGCCAGACCCCAGGAAACCAGCCAGUAUUAUCAACCCGAGCGUGCUGAAGUACGCAUGCCCGACCCCCGUCCUGUCCGUGAACGCGAUGUUGUACCAUCUCAAGACUACGACAGGCGGACUCGUGAGCGCGAGAAUGGCCGACAUGAGCCCAACGGGUUCCUUCCUACUGCUGCCGGCGCAGCAACGGGUGUUGCAGCGACUCUGGCAGCCGCCAACUACCUCAAAAACCGUGACAAGGAGCGAAACAGCGACCGCGAGCGGAACAGUGACCGGGACUCCUCGGCCGAACGAGAGCGAGAACGCCGAAAGGCACAAGAUGAACGUGACAGGCAGGAUCGCCCUGAUGAGCGCCGCGAGAGAAAACCCGAGGGCCGUCGCAACUCCAUCGCGCCAGCCCCACCGCCACCUGUCGCACCACCUGUGGCUCCUGCUGCGAUUGCUGCUCCCGAUUACCCACCCAUUCUAGAACCAGAACGUAAGCAUCGCGACCGACGAUACGAAGAGGAAGAGAGGGAGCGAUCCUCGCGCAAGCCCCCGCCACCAUUGUCCGAAGGCAGUGGCGAUGAACGACCACGGCAUUACGUUGAUCGGGAUACUGAACGUCGGAGAGACGUCGCGCCAAAAGAGGCGGCCUUGGACCCUGAUGAGGAAUACCGUCGACGCAUUCAGCAGGAAGCCGAGCGAGCUAGCCGCAGCACUCGCGAUCGAGAAAGCGAUUCGGAGCGUGAGAAGGAUCGUAGGCGCCGCAAGGACGAGCGCUCCAGAUCCCGGGGCCCUGAAGAACGCUCACGUGCAUCUCCGCCCAGGGAUGCGCCCAGCUCCAGGUACGACGAGCGUUCUUCGUCCGUACAUGACGGCGGCAUGGUUCAAGAGCCAGAGUCUCUCGAUAGGUCGACAGAAUCUGCUGGGAAGAGCGUACAGAUUGUAGAGCCCCCUAAGGAACCGGUUGCACCUGUCAAGGGUAUCCUUCGCAAGCCGACCGAAAAGUUUCCAGAGGACCCCGAGCCCAUCCGCGAAGGCGUUGCACCCCACAAGGAUGCGCUCAAAGGAAAGGAUAUCCCUGUCGGCGCUCGCUGGACCAGGAUUGACCGUCGCCUGGUCAACCCCGAAGCUCUAGAGCAGGCCAAGGAGCGCUUCGAAGAGCGCAUGGACUGCGUAAUUGUGCUCCGUGUUUUGACCAAGGAAGAGAUCCAGAAGCUCGCCGAUCGUACCAAGAAGAUCCGCGAGAGCAGAGAGGAAGACUAUGAGCACGAGCGUCGCGACCGAGGUGACCGUGACAAGCGCAGCCACAGGUCCAGGGAUGACAGAGAUGAUGAGGACCGGGACCGUCGACGCCGCUACGACGAUGAGAGCGACUACGACGACCGCGAACGUGACCGACCCAAAAAGCUCGAGAUUGAGGCCGCAAGGUGAUUACUGUAAUGUGUCUUACACAUGGCAGGACACCUAGUAGUUAUCAUAGUUGGAUUUCUCAGCAUUCGCUUACGUCUCAUCAAAAAGUAGAGGGUCGCAGUUUCGGGAAGAGUACCGCGAGUCGAGAAAGAAGAAAAGUCGAGAUACAUCACCGUGCGAACAGCGCACAUCAAAACGGAAACGCCUAUCCAGGCAUGAGGUGGACGGUACAGUUCAAGAUCGCUCUUGGUCGGACCGCAAGCGUAGUUGUAGUACUCCAGCGCACAGAUUUCUCCCAUGUGGCUCUUCGGCGCAAGAUCUUGUUUGGGGCGACCGUAGAAAGAAAAGUCGCAUCAGCAGGGUACUGGAUUGGCUAUGAAAGUACAGGGCGAUGACAAUCUUGGGUACGGCGGCGUCUUAGGGGUAGAGGUUUGAUUUUCGAUUAGAUCACGAUCGAAUGCGAGGGAGGCAUCAUUGUACAUUAUUCAGGACCUUUGUUGAAAUCAAAACAUUCUUAUACCACCA
Molecule: messenger RNA, 3273 nt
Organism: Pyrenophora tritici-repentis Pt-1C-BFP
Lineage: Eukaryota; Fungi; Ascomycota; Dothideomycetes; Pleosporales; Pleosporaceae
Source: RefSeq, a predicted model, not a curated record